Molecule: messenger RNA, 1683 nt
Organism: Juglans microcarpa x Juglans regia
Lineage: Eukaryota; Viridiplantae; Streptophyta; Magnoliopsida; Fagales; Juglandaceae
Exons: 2
Coding region: 42-1067 (341 amino acids)
Source: RefSeq, a predicted model, not a curated record
CAAGAGCUACCGUUUCCCAAAUCACCUCCAAUCAGGAAGCCAUGGCUUCCAACAAUGAUAGUAACCUCAUGCCCAUUACAGGACACAAACUGAAUGGGAACAACUAUCUCCAAUGGUCCCAUUCCGUAAUGAUGUUCAUAUGCGGAAAGGGCAAAGAUGAUUAUCUCACCAGAGAUGCUGCCAAACCAAACAAGACGGAUGAAAAGUUCAAAGUCUGGAAUGCCGAGAAUAAUAUGGUCAUGUCAUGGCUCAUUAAUUCCAUGACAAAUGACAUUGGAGAAAACUUUCUUCUCUAUGGAACAGCAAAGGAGAUUUGGGAUGCUGCCAGGGAAAUAUAUUCUAACAAUGAGAAUACAUCGGAAUUAUUCGAGGUGGAAAGUGUUCUUCAUGACUUCCGCCAAGGAGAAUUAACAGUGACUCAAUACUUCAACACUCUCAAUCGGUAUUGGCAGCAGCUAGACUUAUUCGAGGAGCACAAUUGGAGCUAUCCGAAUGAUGGAAUCAGGUAUAGACAAAUAAUUGAACGGAAAAGAAUAUACAAAUUUUUGAUUGGAUUAAAUAAGAACCUUGAUGAAGUACGAGAAAGAAUUUUAGGAUCCAAACCACUACCAAAUAUCCGAGAAGCUUUUUCAGAAGUUCGGAGAGAGGAAAGUCGAAAAAAGAUCAUGAUGGGAUCUCAAGAUUCUGUGACAAAUCCUGAGAGUUCAGCACUUGUGGUGAGAGGGAAUCCAUCCAACAACAACAACAAUCACAGACCAAAGAAAGGGCGACCAUGGUGUGAUCAUUGUCGACGUCCUGGUCACACCAAGGACAACUGCUGGAAGAUUCAUGGCAAACCAGCAGAUUGGAGGCCUUCCCGGUUUGCCAAUGACAAAGAAGGACGAGGCAACCUUGCUUCCAUGGAUGAACAACCUCCACCCGAACCAACUCCCUUCAGCAAGGAACAGAUAGAGAUCUUGCAGAAAAUGUUCAGCCAAUCCUUGCCUGCACCAGCUCCCAUUGUAGUUGGUACCGGAUCCCUGGCACAAAAAGGUCUUGGCCUCGGGGAAGACGAUUGGCAGUGCUAAGAUGUGUUCGGGGCUCUAUCUUCUAGAGGUUAAUGAUCCUCAAGGAGCAAUUCAUCAAUCAGAUUGUUCAGUGUCCAGUAGUCCUGUUUCUUUGUCUGUGAGUCAGUCUAAUAAUGAUAGUGCAAUUAUGUUAUGGCACUAUAGGUUAGGUCAUCCAAAUUUCUUGUAUCUUGAGAAGUUGUUUCCUUCAUUAUUCCAUAGUAAAAAUCCAAAUGAAUUUCAAUGUGAGAUCUGUCAAUUCUCUAAACAUAUUUGCAAUUCUUAUCCUAACAGAUCCUACAAAGCAUCUCAACCUUUUUCCAUGAUUCAUAGUGAUAUAUGGGGCCCUUCUAGGAUAAAAAAUGUUACUGGUUCUCGCUGGUUCAUUUCAUUUAUUGAUGAUCACACUAGACUCACAUGGGUUUUCCUCAUGAAAGAAAAAUCUGAGGCAAACCAGAUCUUCAAAACCUUCAAUACCAUGAUCCAAACACAAUUCCAAGCAAAAAUUCAAAUUCUGAAAACUGACAAUGCCAAAGAGUAUUUCAAUUCCAGCCUUAAUGAUUAUCUCAUGAGUCAUGGUAUUGUUCACCAAAGUUCCUGUGUUAACACUCCUCAGCAAAAUGGUAUUGCCGAAAGA